AUAAUGAAAUAUCUGUUGAGUUAUAUGAUAUUGUGGACUUGUUGCAUAAAUCUGACAUUUAUGACAGUAAAUUCAAAUGGAAUAACCGAUAAUUUGGAUUCUGGGAUUGUAAAUGGAAGAGAAGCAAAAGAAGGUGAAUUUCCCUGGAUGGUUGCUUUAUAUUUAAAUGGCACAUUCGCCUGCAGUUCAACCCUCAUUUCUCCAACUAUUGUAAUGACUGCAGCUCAUUGUGUGCAAUUUGAGGACGGAAUUCCACCAGCCACAUCCUUUUAUGGAAUCGUUGGUAACAUCAAUCGCGAAGGUCCAGAAACACGCAUCCAGUUCCAAGAAGUGGUGGCGCAUCCUCAGUUCGAUGCAAAUCAGAGCUUGGAUAAUGAUAUAGCAAUUUUACGAAUGUGCUCUCCACUGGAGAUGGAUAAAUGGAUACAGCCCAUUUGCUUGCCGCAGGAUGAUAGAGCUUUCGAUAUUGAGACUGUACAAACAAUGGGAUGGGGAUCGAUAUACAUUAGGAGAAAUGAUGUUGCAGAAUACAUGACGACGACUGAGCUAUCUAUCCUACCGAGACAUACAUGCAAAGAAAUUUUUGCAAAGCACAAGGACAUCAAUAUAACAAAUAAGAAUAUUUGUGUCUAUUCGCAAAAGCCAACAGGACUUUGCUAUGGGGAUUCUGGAAGUCCAGCAGUUUACAACGAUCCAGACAGUGGUAAGCCUGUGGCUAUUGGAGUGGCAUCUUUCAUUUCGUACUACGGAUGUUUCAUACCUAAAGCACCUAGAGUAUACACGAUGAUUGCUUCAUACAUCAACUGGAUCAAGGAAACAGUCGGUGACCACAAUGACAUCUGCUUUGUAUGA
Molecule: messenger RNA, 852 nt
Organism: Argiope bruennichi
Lineage: Eukaryota; Metazoa; Arthropoda; Arachnida; Araneae; Araneidae
Product: transmembrane protease serine 9-like
Exons: 7
Coding region: 4-852 (282 amino acids)
Biological process (GO): proteolysis
Molecular function (GO): serine-type endopeptidase activity
Source: RefSeq, a predicted model, not a curated record